Messenger RNA from Zymoseptoria tritici IPO323, 658 nucleotides. RefSeq lists its product as uncharacterized. The transcript has a single exon. NCBI's taxonomy places the organism in Eukaryota, Fungi, Ascomycota, Dothideomycetes, Mycosphaerellales, Mycosphaerellaceae. The record is from RefSeq and is a predicted model, not a curated record. Bases 67 to 324 code for a protein of 85 amino acids.
UUCGACUUUUCCAAGAGAAAUGGGCAUGCCUGUGCCGCCGAAGUACCCGCGGACAUCUGCAGAUUAAUGCAAGAGGCAAUUGGAGACUUGAAGAAACAUUUCAACUCAGCACACCCGAUCAAUCUCGAGAUCCAGAAAACGAUGAUCCAGGAUCGUCAAUGGAUCCGUAGCUUUUCCCAUGCGCCCAGGACGAGGCAUUCGACACUGACUGACGACGAAGUGCGACAAUACGAGACGAAGCGCGUCAGUUGGGACGAAGUGGCAAAACUUUGUGCCAAGGUCGUUAGAACGGAAUGGAUCUCGCAGAGCUUCUGGCGACUUUGAAGCCGCGCGUGGACAGGGAAUUGGCCUUUCACGGCGGUCGGUGCCUAAGAAGCCCUCUUAUCUAUUAGGGUAAGAUAGCAUUCCAGGGCUGGGAUGAUUAUAAUGCUCUGCCCAGGAUUCUGCGCUUUCUCGACAUGCUACAGAAGACGUUUCCGCGACUCCACGACACUCACAAGGCGAUUGGAGGCAUGUAGCAGCAUACGAGCGAUACGUAUGCGUUGUCUUCGGCGCCGCGGUAACUCCCUCUCGGCAUCGGACUCCACAACUUCCUCCAGAACUACCUUAUGUUGCUCACGUCGCUCAGGGACAAAAUCGCGACAUGCAUCGAUGCAGU